AUGGAACGAAUGGAAGCACUACUGCAUGAGGCUCAGCUGCGGCUUGAAGAGGCUGAAAGACGCUUCAAUGAAGAAAAACAACAACGUGAAGCAGCAGAGCAGAGAGCACAGGCAUCCGAGCAGCAGACGCAACCCACAACCUUGAGCGAAUACCUCGACGCAUUCUUCGCUAAACUUCAUGUGGAACACAAUCCCGACCGGUUAUCACGAGGUUCUUUGACCAAUCCGCAAAGCAAGCGAUGUCCCACCAACCUGCGGCAAUGGCCAGACUUCCUGGAGCAGCAAAGGCGCAUAUUUGGCCUCCUCCUCGACACCUUUCCUUGCGAUUCGGAUCGGCUCUUCGAGAGCGAGCACUUUCUAACAACCAUGGGCGCCAGAAUCGGCGGACGAACCAUCGCGGACGAGAAAGUCCUAGAGUUCUUCUUGCACAACGCUGUUGAGGAUCCUGUGAGGAAUAUCAUCAAUCAGCUUGUCAAUAUACCAGCCGUCAGGAAGGCAUUUGAUCUUGGCAACGGCAUCGUCUUCGAGAACCACCCUCAUGCGCUGAGUGAAACCGCAGAAGAGGUGAUCGACAGGCAGGCGCGUACAGUACCACCGAGCACGCCGGGACACGGAGAGAACCUGAGGAAACUACAGGCGGACCAGAUCUGUAUCUACCGCUCCGACGACGCCCAAGGGGAUCGGACGAGGGCCUUCAUCUGCGAGUACAAGCCGCCGCACAAGUUGACAGCCCAACAUCUACAUGUCGGCUUGCGCGUCACGGAUAUCUACAAAGAGGUCGUAAACCGGAAGACGAUACCGACUUCAGAAGACCCAGAGGCGCUCUUCGCAUACCACGCCGAAAGGCUGACCGCGUCAGCGAUCACGCAAACGUACCAUUACAUGAUCGAAGGUGGCCUCGAGAAAAGCCUCUUGACAACCGGCGAGGCCAUCGUGUUCUUCAAGAUUGAUUGGAAGGAUCCAGAGACACUUUAUUACCACUUGGCGGUGCCGAGCGCCGAAGUUGCUGCCCAAUCGAAGGACGCGCAUCUUUGUACAGCCGUCGCUCAGUAUCUGGCCUUCACAUUGCUAGCCAUCGACGGGUUAGGAACGCGGUCGCACGGCCAGGAUGAACGCGACCGGGCUACCAAGAAGCUGAACAAAUGGGAGGUGUCAUUUGACCUGACAUACCGGUCAAUCCCCGAAGAGGACCGGUCCUUUCUCUCAGACAGCUCGCCGGGCUACCAACCCCCUACAUACGGCAACAUAGAUCGGUCACCGAUUCGUCCACGAAAAAACCCGCGACGCGGUCAAGGGGACGCCGAUGCCGGCAUCCAGCCCUCGAAACGGGACGACUCGGGCUCCUCGUCGGAUGAGGAGCCCAAUCCAAGAGCGCCGACCACCCCAACGCCCCCCCAACGAACGCAAGAAGGAGCCCGACGUAGUGCGCGCCUAGCUAUGCGACCACGAGGCGGCAGCGUCGAUAACAGCGGGCAACGCCGACAGUUCUGCACCCAGAAGUGCCUUCUUGGUCUGGUCCGAGGACAUGCUCUGGACCAGAGCUGCCCAAACGCUGCGCUUCACCGCCAAGGGGCGACGUUGCAUCGUUGCGCAACCCUCCGCCACCCUGUCAACCACGCACAGUGGUUGAACCUGCUCCGUGCACAACUAGAGAAGACACUCGACGGCGGCAUCACGCCCCUCAAACAGAGCGGCGCUCGCUGUGUGCUUUUCAAGGUAACAUUACUUGCUUAUGGAUACACGUUUGUGAGCAAGGGCACAAUCCGGGCUUUUAUCCCCGAUCUCGAACACGAAGCUGCCGUCUAUCGACGCUUGGAUGAUCUACAGGGUGUCAUUGUGCCAGUGUUCCUCGGCGCCAUCGAUCUGCGAUCCAUGAACAAAACAUACUUUUUGGACCUCAGAGUGUACAUAGUGCACCUGACAUUCCUGGCAUGGGGCGGGGAAAGUCUCUAUGAGGCACAAGGGGCUGCGUAUAUCACGGAGCAGCAAGUUAAAGGCAGCUUGCGUGCCAUACAUCAGCAUGGUGUGAUACAUAACGAUGUGCGAGCUGAGAACAUCCUGCUCUGUCGGGAAACCAACGAGGUGAUGAUGAUUGAUUUCGAGCGGGCAGUGCUAUUGCAACCGUCACGACCUCCCCUCGCAACGAUGACGCCGAACAAGCGUCUCUUACUGCAAGACACACCCCGCGAGCGAAAGCGUCACAAAUCGCGUCGGAUGACGAGAUGCUUUGCGGAGGACAUUUUGAUGGCGAGUGGUCUUUUCGUCACCACCAAUACGGACCCGGUGGAUUUCAAGGGAGAACAACACAUGAUUUUGAGGAGACGAAAGGAUGCAGAAAUCAUACAUCCUUUCAUUCAAGGCUUGGUCAAGUCCGUCACAGCUGACAUUUUCCAAUGCCCGGCAUCCGCAAGCCAGGCUCCUAUAUCGGACGAAUGGAAGGUCAUACUCCAUUCAGUACCACCACAUUCUACUACGCGGUAUGAUGCGGACGUAGGAUUCAGUUAG
This is a messenger RNA of Metarhizium robertsii ARSEF 23, 2505 nucleotides long. RefSeq names its product Protein kinase-like protein. Gene Ontology annotation, molecular function: protein kinase activity. The transcript is spliced from 3 exons. Gene Ontology annotation, biological process: protein phosphorylation. Bases 1 to 2505 code for a protein of 834 amino acids. NCBI's taxonomy places the organism in Eukaryota, Fungi, Ascomycota, Sordariomycetes, Hypocreales, Clavicipitaceae. The record is from RefSeq and is a predicted model, not a curated record.